AUGGGACACAACAGUAAGCAAAUUAUUCGUUUGUGCCAUAAAUAUUCUCCAUCAGUGAUUACAACAACAACAACAACAACAACAACAACAACAACAACAACAACAACAACAACAACAACAACUACUACUACUACUACUACUACUACUACUACUACUACUACUACUACUACUACUACUACUACUACUACUACUACUACUACUACUACUACUACUACUACUACUACUACUACUACUACUACUACUACUACUACUACUACUACUACUUCUACUACCAUUCUGACUUCUAAUUGUCACAUUGAUUUGUCGUGUGAAAUUAUGUGUUUUCCAUCUGAAUGGCGAGUUUCGAUUCUCUUCAAAGUUCUCUCUUUCUCGUAUUUUAGAGACAGUUGCAUUGAUUCGAAGUGA
Molecule: messenger RNA, 405 nt
Organism: Schistosoma guineensis
Lineage: Eukaryota; Metazoa; Platyhelminthes; Trematoda; Strigeidida; Schistosomatidae
Source: the annotation of a GenBank genome assembly